Molecule: messenger RNA, 4690 nt
Organism: Onychostoma macrolepis
Lineage: Eukaryota; Metazoa; Chordata; Actinopteri; Cypriniformes; Cyprinidae
Gene: bean1
Product: brain expressed, associated with NEDD4, 1
Exons: 6
Coding region: 435-1385 (316 amino acids)
Source: RefSeq, a predicted model, not a curated record
UUCUCUCUCUCUCUCUCUCUCUCUCUCUAUCUGUAUAAUGGCACAGCAUCACCUGCCCUCAUUUCUUUAUUCAGAAGCCUUAUGAAGUGCCGGGAGACUCAGCCAUGAGGUGGCAAGGAUACAGAUACAUCAGUUAUUUGCUGUGAUUUUUUACAGUCACUGUAAUGAAAGUGCUGUGAUCAAGUAAGAAAUCGUUUUGGAUUCGGAGUGAAGCGGCGUUUGCGCAGCUCUGUCAGAUGAUUUGAUGUAGCCGUCUGUGAUCGGUGGCACAUGCAUGCAUAGACAACACGACCGCGCAAGACAUGUCGAGGAGCUGAAUUUGCAGGAUUGUGGUUAAACAUGUCUGAGGAGGUUAGCAGAGAAAAAUUCAGCUGCAGCUCUGAGUCCAUAUGGGCUUUUUAGAGCAAUCCGAGAAACACUGACGUUCAAGUUGCAUGGGGCUAUUUUCUUCUCUGCGAGCGGUUCUAGUUCUACUCCUGCACUGUCAUCUUGAUUUCGCUUCUUCAGAUAUAAUCAAGGGUGGCAAGAAUUACACCAAAACAUAUGAGAACAUCAUCCUUCUUUGCAAAAAGGAGAAGGUCAGAAUUGGAACCUGCUUGGUGGAUCGAUUAAGAUGUUACUAUAGGAAAGACUGUGGCAGGGAGUACAUGUUGAUGAAACUGAUUUGUUCAGUGAGCUCAAACCAGAGCAGUCAUGCUCAUGAAUACCCAGACUGCCAAGAAGGGGGUAAUGAAGCCAGCCUGCUGGUGUCCCCUCUGGUGGUGGCUGGCAUCGUCAUCGGCCUGGUGCUAUUCCUCUCCUGCGUCACCAUCAUUGUGGGCAGUCUGCGCAAAGACAGCCGCCUGCGUAACCCCCACCUGCGUGCCAGCUACGCUCCAGAUGGCCUCUCAUAUGGUGGCUCCAUUGGAGAGCUGAGGUCCACUUGUGUUGAGGACUUUCCCCCUGCAUUUGACUUUGACUCUUAUGUGGAGACGCUGUCUCAAGUCAACGUCAUGUACCCAGACUCCCCACCUCAUUAUGAUGAGUGUGUGGGACAAGGGACGCAGAUAUAUGUUCCAACGGACGAUCCGCCCCCCUACUCCCUCACAGACCCGUGCCGGGAGCAUCCCGCCCCACACCGUCACAGAGAGAUGGAGGAUCUGCUCGCUGGUGCUUCUUGGGUGUCAGCAAGUGGCUCUUCCCAUUACCCAACCAGACUACAGGACUUCAGGCACCAGCCAAUCGCCUCCAUCUCUUUGUCAGCCUUACCUUUAGAUGAGGCGCCCCCAUACGAGGCAGUAGUGAGUGAACAAAACCAGCCUCUUCCUCUGAUGCCCCUGGAUCUGCUCAAACACACUACAGCAGACAGCAGUCCUCAGGACAGCGUUUCCCACAGGAUCCUGUAAUCCUGGCCCCUCCUGCUCACUCAUCCGUCACUGUACCAAACCAGCUUUGAGAGGGACUCUGUUGUGUGGCUGGGGUCUUCUGAGUCGAGAGCUGAAACUGACACCUGCAGGAGCCCACAAUUACCUCUCACUUCAGCCGACACAGACACUGCACCUCCUGUUUUCUGUGACACAGCGGGAGUCGCCAUGAGAGCACAGGGCUAUCGACCACUUUUUUGUGCGUCACCUCACCUUGUCUUUCGCUUAUGGUGUAAUUAGAUGUCAACGUGUGUCUUCUUUUACUGCUAGACUGAUAGAUGAUUUAAAUAUCACAAGCACCAGUUUCAAUAACUGUUGAAAUGUGCCCUUCUGGAUGUCAGAAAAGAGCAGAAAGCCUCUUAAUAAACCUGGGGCCGUAAUAGAGAAAUUUACAUAGGAAUAGAAAUUGAUCUUUCUUUUUAGUGUGAAAAUGUGUUCCUGCAUGAGUGACUGUGUAUUUCCAACAGGUCUAUUUUUCGUUCAAGUUUUGGGUUGGUUUUAACUACACUAGUCAACAUUUGAAGUGGAUCCGAAGUUGUCUUAAAACCUAAAACCAAAAUGCGUUCUUGUCUUAGGACAACUUUGAUGAACUUUUUUGAUCCACUUCAAACGUUGGCUACUAUAUUUACGUUUUGUAAACUGAAAGUUUUUUUAAGAUGAUAUUUUGUAAAUUUAAUAACUAGAAUAACUAGCAAAGAUGAGAAAUUACCUUUAACAGAAAUUUGAAUGUCAUCAGAAAAUCAAUAUGCUUUUAAUCCAUACUUUUUUACAGAUCAUUUGAUUUAUUUUCUCCUUUACAUCAGUGGUUCUCAACCAGAGGGCCAGGGCCCACUAGGGGCCUAAACCAAGCUUCCCGAUAAGUCUUAAUAUGAUUUAAAUAUAGUUAUAUUAACAUAAUCUUAAAGGAAUAGUUCACUCAAAAAUUUCAAUAUGCUUCAAAAUUACAAACCCUCAGAACAUCCAAAAUGUAGAUGAGUUUGUUUCUUCAUCGGAACAGAUUUGGAGAAAUUUAGCAUUACAUCACUUGCUCACCAGUGGAUGAUCUACGGUGAAUGGGUGCCGUCAGAAUGAGAGUCCAAACAGCUAAUAAAAACAUCACAAUAAUCUACAAGUAAUCAACGUGACACGCAACAAUUAACAUCUUGUGAAUAUUGUCUUGGACAAAGGAGAGGCUUGAAGUCAAAAAGGUUGAGAACCACUGUUUUACAUCUAUUUCACAGAUCACUGUGAUUUAUUUAUAUAUCCUUCUGUUUGCAGAGACUACUGUUUUCCUAAAGUCUCAAAUGCAUCUGAAGAUCUUAUUAGGAGAACAGCAGAUGUCUGAUAAGUGAUAUCAAUGCAUAUGACAAUACAAACUAUAGUUAGAAAGGGCUUUAGGGAACACUUCGCCAAAGGGUGUAAAACAAUUGUUCUUCUAAACUGCAUUGAUGCUGUGUACAUUAGAACAUAAGAGCUGAGACUAUAAGUAGCUCAAUUGCAAAGCCGUUGUAGCAUCGACGUCAAUAUGAAAUGAAACAUAAGAUAGUUCUUGCUGGACACAUUCUGUGCUUCCGAAACAUGUAUGUAUCAGAUUUGUUUCUGUUUUCCUGUUUUAUUUAUUCAUUGUAACACAAUGGCUUCGCCACAUGCAUGUUUCUAAUAUACAAUGUGCCUAUUAAUCACCAUGACUGUUAGAUUAACAUGCUAAAGUGAACUAAAUUUCAUUCCAAAACACACAUAUAUAUACAUAUAUUUAUUUAUAUAUUUAAAAGCUGCCCAGAAAUGACACUGCAUGACACCUCACCUCUAUUCUCGCCACUUUCCCUCACAGCACGGAAGUAAAUACUUACAGAAAAGAGGGUCUGUAAGGGAUUUUUAAAUUGAAUUUGAUGCAUGAAUGCGUUUCUUGUGUAGUGAAAAGCAGCUCAAAGCAGAAAUGAAUAUUAAAUGGCCCACUAUUAUUUAUUUAUUGUAGUUUGAAUGGAUGUCAACUUUGGACUCUCAUAUUAUAGUACUUUUGACUUCCACCAAUGUUUAGUUAAAAAUUCUAUACUCAUCACAGGCUACUUUUCCAAUAACAACACAUCUGAAGUAGCAUUACAAGGUAAUUUUGUAGAUGUCGAGCCUGUCUCAUUCUGCUCAUAUAGCUCUGUAAAGGCGUGAGCUGUAUCGGUCAACACCUUAGAUGAAGACUGGUCCAGAUGUGGUCCAGAUGUUCUAUGAUGUAAUGAGUGUAUUAGCUGUUGCCACCACACUGUAAUAAUAAUACUGUGUCUGUAAACCCUUGAGUCUAAUGGAAUAGUUCACCCAAAUAUGAAAAUUUGCAGACAAUGUACCCUUAUGCCAUCUAAAGAUGUAGAUAGAAUUUGUUUCUUCGUCGGAACAGAUGUGAAGAAAUUUAGCAUUGCAUUACUUGAUUACCAAUGAAUCCUCUGCAGUGAAUGGGUGCCGUCAGAAUGAGAGUCCAAACAGCUGAUUAAAACAUCACAAUAAUCCAGAAGUAAUCAACAUGACUCCAGUCCAUCAAUUACCAAUAUUACGAAGUGAAAAGCUGCAUGUUUGUAAGAAACAAAUUCAUCAUUAAGGCAUUUUCUGCCCAUAUAAUUUAGAAUCCAUAAUAACGCUGAAAAAGUCCAUCCCCGAUGUCCUUUUACAUCAAAAUCCAUUUGUUUAGAACUGUUUUGGUUUGUUUCCGUUUGUAAACGGUGCAGACGAGACUACUUUUUCACUGAAGCAAUAUUAUAGAUAGAGGAUUCAUAUUUUAGUCAGAAACAAGAGUCUGAAGUUAAAAGGGAAGUCACUGUGGGAAGUGUGUAAGAUUUUCAUUUCUAAAUGAUAAGGUCGCUCACUAAAUGGAAACAAACAUUAUUGGGACAAUUCCUGCUGUUUUUGUUUCCACAGUUAAAGGGGAAUAAAAUGCAAAGAAACAUUUUUUUUUUAAAAAUUUGUUAGUUUUUUCACUGUGGGAAGUCGUGGCCUAAUGGUUAGAGAGUUGGACUCGUAAUCCAAAGGUUGCGAGUUCGAGUCUCGGGCCGGCAGGAAUUGUAGGUGGGGGGAGUGAAUGUCCAGCGCUCUCUCCACCUCAAUACCACGACUGAGGUGCCCUUGAGCAAGGCACCGAACCCCCAACUGCUCCCCGGGCGCCGCAGCAUAAAUGGCUGCCCACUGCUCCGGGUGUGUGUUCACGGUGUGUGUGUGUUCACUGCUGUGUGUGUGCACGUUGGAUGGGUUAAAUGCAGAGCACAAAUUCCGAGUAUGGGUCACCAUACUUGGCCGUAUGUCACUUCACUCACUCACUCAUAAAAACA